This is a messenger RNA of Trichobilharzia regenti, 5361 nucleotides long. Lineage: Eukaryota; Metazoa; Platyhelminthes; Trematoda; Strigeidida; Schistosomatidae. The record is from the annotation of a GenBank genome assembly.
ACCCGCAAGGUUGAAAUAUUUCGCGAUGGAUACAUCUGUCAACUCUGACUAUGGUGGAAUACCAAGUGAGAAUACCAUUGAAAUACCACUCAGAGGAGGAGAUGAAGUUAUCGAGUUGGAUACAGACCAAUUGCCUGACGGUGAAGAAGUCUUAAACAUACUGAAUCAAGAGAAAGCUCCUCUACAAAUUUGGAUUAAUGUUGCUAUUGCCUAUUAUCGGAAAAAAUUAUACAGUGACUUUGAAAAAGUUCUUGAAGAAGCCUAUCGAAAUGCCUCUGAACUUCAGCCCUAUAAUGAUAGUGAUUUAGUUCGAUUAUUGGAUAUGUUGGCGAAUUAUUAUGGUCGAAAAGCUUACAAAGAGAAGAGUAAAGAGAAAAAGAAUCAAUUAAUCGCUCAGGCAACUAGACUAUUCACUUCAGCUGACAGAAUUGAUAUGUAUGAUCAAAAACACUUACUUGGACGAGCAUUUUUCUUUAUAUACGAAGGCGAGAAUUGGAGUCAAGCGGAUAGUCAAUUGAAUUUUGUCCUGAAUCAAGGUUCACCAAGUGUACCAGCUUAUUUAGGCAAAGCAUGUAUUGCUUUUAAUAAAAAAGAGUAUAGAAAUGCUUUGGGAUUUUAUCGUAAAGCUUUACGCUUACAACCGAAUUGUCCAGCGUCUGUACGACUUGGAAUGGGUCAUUGUUUCUUUAAAUUAGGUAAUAUGGAGAAGGCGAGGUUAGCCUUUCAACGAGCAUUAGAUUUGGAUCCAGAAUGUGUUGGUGCUUUAGUUGGACUUGCUGUAUUAGAUUUGAAUGAAAAAACUCAAGAGUCAAUUAAACAAGGUGUACAAAAAUUAUCUCAAGCGUAUAAUCUUGAUCCAACUAAUCCAAUGGUAUUGAAUCAUUUAGCCGAUCAUUUUUUCUAUAAAAAAGAAUAUACAAAAGUGCAUCGAUUAGCAUUACAUGCAUUUUAUAAUACAGAAAAUGAAGCAAUGCGUAGUGAAAGUUGUUAUCAAAUGGCAAGAGCAUUUCAUAUGCAAAAAAAUUAUGAUAAUGCAUUUCAAUAUUACUACUUGGCUACACAACUUGCCUCACCAACAUUUAUUUUACCAUUUUAUGGUCUUGGACAAAUGUAUUUACACAGAAAUGAUUUAGAACAUGCUGCUAUGUCAUUUGAACGUGUAUUAAAAGAUAAUCCUAAUAAUUAUGAAACAUUGAAAAUACUUGGCAGUUUGUAUGCUCAGUCAAAUAAACCUGAUAAACGAGCACAAUCCAAACAAUUAUUUAAGCAAGUAACUGAAAGUCAACCGGAAGAUGUAGAAGCAUGGAUUGAAUAUGCCCAACUGUUAGAAAAUAAUAUACCUGAAGCAUUAGAAGCUUAUUCAAAAGCAUUGUCUAUUUUAGAAAAUAUUCAAUUAGAUAUUGCUCCAGAAAUAUUAAAUAAUAUUGCUACUCUUUAUUAUAUGAAAGGUGAUUAUGAUAAAUCUUCUGAAUUCUUUAAACGUGCUUAUGAUCGUAUUCUUGAAGAGCAGAGAAGUGAAGAGAAUGAAAGUGGUGAUGUCAGUGGGACAUCGACUGAGGAAUAUUAUCAUGGAUUGGGUAUCACUGUACGCUAUAAUCAAGCAAGACUUCAUGAAGCACAAGGUCGUUGUGAUUUAGCUGAAGAAAUCUAUAAAAGUAUUCUACUUCGACAUCCAAGCUAUAUUGAAUGUUAUGUGCGCCUUGGUUGUAUUGCUCGUGAUCGAGGACAGAUCCGUGAUGCUUCGAUUUGGUUCAAAGAGGCUUUAGAUGUAGACCCGGAUAAUCCAGAUGCUUGGAGUUUAAUUGGCUUAUUACAUUUAAGUAAAAAUGAAAUAGAACAAGCUCAAAAGAAAUUUGAUCGAGUAAUUAGACAACCAGCUUAUCGAGCCGAUGCCUUCUCGCGUAUAUGCUUAGGGAAUAUUUGGCUGACAACAUUGCAUCAUCCUAUUAAAGAUAAAGAUAAGCGUAAAAGGCAUCAGGAUCGUGCUUUAUCCUUCUACAAGGCUGUUUUAUGCGCUGAUCCUAGAAAUAUAUGGGCUGCUCAUGGUAUUGGUUGUGUUCUUGCCCAUAAAGGAUUUGUUAAUGAAGCCCGUGAUGUAUUUGCACAAGUUCGUGAGGCUACAGCUGAUUUUCCUGAUGUAUGGAUUAAUAUAGCGCAUAUCUAUGUGGAGCAGAAACAGUAUACAGCUGCUAUACAAAUGUAUGAAAAUUGUAUCAAGAAAUUCAAUCGACAGAAUAACACUGAGCUGUUACAAUAUCUGGCUAGAGCAUAUUUUAAAUCUGGUCAACUGAAAGAAUGUAAAACUAUGCUAUUAAGGGCUCGUUUUGUUAAACCAUGGGAUCCUUUGCUCACAUUCAAUUUAGCCUUUGUUCAAAAACGAUUAGCCGUAUCAGUAUUACAAGAUGAAACGAGUAGUUUCUCAUCUGUCUGUGAAGCGAUAGCUGACUUAAACAUGGCUAGAUAUACAUUUAAUCACUUGUCAAAAUUGACUGAAGUUUUAAAUCAAGCUAUGGCAACUGAAGAAGCACGUAUUUGUCAAGAUCUAUUAAGUCAAGCUAAAUAUCAUCUUGAUAGAGCUAAAUCACGUGAAGAACAAGAACGUGUGGUUCGUAAACGUCAGGAAGAGGAACGUGAAGCACAACGUAAACGUCAAAUGGAGUUACAACAACAAGCUGAACAAAUGCGAAUUGAUCGUGAACGUCGACUAGAAGAGGAACGUGGACGUUUCUUAGAAAAAGCUAAACAAAUAAUCAUUGAACCAGUCUCUGAGUUCAUCAAGUUAAGUGGGUUUCCCCAAAAUCUUCGUGUUCGUGCAAGCGAAGCUCCAUAUGACUGUCCAAGACGUCAUGAUUGGGAAGCAUUUUUCCGUGAUGCCCAAAACAUGGAUGAAACAAAAUCUGGUGAAAGACCUGAUACUCUUGUACUCACUGGUCUUCCUGUCAGAUGGUUUUCCAGUGCGUCACAUAAUAGGCCGCGUUUUAGUGCUAACAGUGAUGAUACUAUUAAUAGUUAUUUAUCCCUUCUCGUGGAUGAAGAGAAGCCGAAUCCUUCAAUUCUUAAAGAGGCAUUCGAAGUAUUCGGUAAAAUCCGAGAGAUUGAUAUACCUAUGUUAGAUCCUGCUCAAAAUCCUGAUUGUCUAGAAGAUUAUAUCAAUAACAAUGAUAGUGUCAAUGUCGCCUCUUCUUGUUGUUCUUCUUCUACUAUUCUACUAUCCAAAACUAAUAAUUAUACAGCAAAAAAACCCAAUGAAUCUCCAUUCUGUAAUGAAUUAAAAAGUAUAGAAAAAGAAUAUGUUGGAGGAUUUGGUAAAAUAUGCCCUGAUACAAUUGGUAUAUUAAAUCCAACUUUACAGAAUAAUAAUAAUAGUAAUAAUAAUACAGUCAACGGAUGUUUGAUUAAUUCAGGCGUUAAUUCAAAUUCAUCUGAACUUUUAAAGGCGAAAAAAUUGAAUGGAUUGCUGAAUUCUACUACGACUACUGCUAGUAGUAGCAGUCCACUUACGUUUAUAGCUUAUGUACAAUAUAUGGAUUAUACGGGAUUUAGUCGUGCUAUGGAUAUGCUACGUGGUCAAAAACUAGUUUAUGCUCCAACGUAUAAAACUCAAUCAUUAUCGUCGUCAUCAUCAACAACAGCAGCAGGAGCAGUAUCAUCUGAUCGAAAUGAUAAAUUAUAUUAUGCAGCUGAAAUCAAGAUUGAUUUCGAUCGAACUAAACACCUAUCACCAAGCUCAAUUCAAGCAAGACAUUUAAAACGAAGACAAUUAUUCAUUAUUGCUGAACGUCGACGUGCUGAAGCAAGAAGUCUAGCUGAAGCAGAACAGGAACGUUUACGUCUUUUAGAAGAUUCAGAGCGUAAAGCUGCAGAACGACGUCAAGCGGAAGCAUUAGCUGCUGAAGCGGAACGUGCAGCUAAACGUGCUGCACGUGAAGAAAGUAAACGACAAAUUGCAAUAGGUCGGUGUAAACGAAUUAAAGAAGAUUUAUUGAAGAAGAAAAUAUCUUUGGAAGAAUAUCGUCGAAUUGUAGCUGUUCGUAAAGUGGAAGGUAUACGAUUGAUGACAUUUUUGUUGGCUAAAAUACAAGCUCGUCAUGAUUUAAUAGUGGCUACAAGACGUGUUGCUCGUUUGUCUAAGGUGGAAAAGGCUGCUGUAGACGCUGAAGCCAGUGUAAAUAUUGCCUUAAGUCAAGCCUCUCAAACUUUUACAGCUAAUACUAAAUCAAAUAAUAAUAAGCCUGAUGAUGUUGAUCCGGGCGAUGAUGCGGAUGACUAUGAAAUGAAAAAUUGUGAGAAAGAAGAAGAAGAUUCAGAUAAAAAGUGUUCACAAUCCGGUCUACCAUCAGUCUCUUCAUCAUCUCCUGAAUCCUCUGAGGAACAAGAGGUACGAUUUCAACAAUUGUUGGCUAAACGUGAAGAAUUUCUACGGAAUAAUUUAUUACGCAAACGUGCUGAAGUAUUAAGAUCACAAAUUUAUCAACGAUCCAUACUGUCUAAUUCCAAUCCCCGUAAUCAUUAAAUCCUACUCUUCGCAUUCGCUCUAUCAUCAUUGAAUCGAAAAACUGUAUAUGAUAAAAUUUAAAAGAAAUAAAAGAAAAAAAAUCCCCACCAUCACCACCAAUAAUAAUGAUAAACACACGUUUCUUCAGUGUACUGCUUCGCACAUACAUGCAUAUAUAUAUUUAUAUAUCCUUUCUCAAGAAAAGGCGAAAAAAAAGAAGAAAAACCAUUUCUCCUAUUGUUGAUAUCGUUAAAAAACAACAACAACAACACAGAAAUGUUGGUUGUUAUUCUGUACAUUUCAUUAAAAGGCAAGGGAAUAAGGAGAGGCAGAGAGAGAGAGAGAGGGAAACAACAAGCAAGCAAACAGACAGUUUCACUUUAAUUGUUUGUGUUUUUUCAUUGAAUUCUUGAAUUGUGUUUUUUUUUGUAAUAUGGUUUUCAUUAUUAUUAACAAUAACAAUUCGGUUCAUUAUUGUAUUGUAUGUGUGUUUGUACAUAUGUAUAUGCCUGUUGGUCUGUUUGUAUGUGCGUGCGUGCGUGUGUCCGUGUGUAUGUGUGGGUUGGUGGGUGGGGUGAUUUUGAUUAGUGUGAAUUUGUAAUACCGAGAUCAAAAUGGAUUUCACAAUUGUUAUACAAAAAUACUCGAUAUAUUAUCAUCUUUUUUCUUUAAUUUGAUAUUGAGAGUAAUGUGAUUGAUGUGGUAUUCGCACAUGGUGGUGGUUGGUUCUCUAGUCAUUGUAUCUUAAAUUGUCAUAUUACACAUUAUUGAUAACAAUAAUAAUAAUAAUAUCAUAUUGGCCCUCACUGGUCACGACUUCUCACUAGAACUCAGGAAACUUCAACCUGUAGCAAGUCACUAGCGAG